AUGAGUGAUCGAUUUUUUAAAAAUAAUUAUCCUGAUUAUAAUGGUGAACAAUAUCUCGGCCCUGAUAAUCAAUUAAUUCCUCAAUUAGGGUCAACUAUCACUCAAUGGAUUGGAGAUCAUUUACGUAUACUUGAACACAAUCUCAAUAGAACUGAUCCUAGUGAUGGAUCAGUUUAUACUGGUAGUGCAGGUAUCGCAUUACUCUACAUGCGUAUUGCUCAACUUUUACCAGAGCAAGCCAGUAAUUACAUGUCCAAAGCAAAAGCAUUAAUUGAUUCAACAUUAAGACUACUUGAUGGACAAGUAAUAACAUUUUUAUGUGGUGAUUCAGGACCAUUAGCAAUAGCAGCAGUAGUUUAUUACAAAUUUGGUGAUCAAAAAACAUCAGAUCAAUGUAUUCAAAAAAUUUUAUCUAUGAAGAAAAAUGCAUUGAGUCAUUCAAAUCCAGAUGAACAUCUAUAUGGUCGAGCUGGUUACCUUUAUACAUUAAUGUUUCUUCGACGAGAAAUUGGACAUCAUAUUAUUGAUGCUCAACAUAUUACUGAUAUCUUUGAAACUAUGAUUAAAUCAGGUGAAAAAUAUGCACGACAAAGAGGUGAAAGAUCUCCAUUAAUGUAUCAAUGGCAUGGUUCUGAAUAUCUGGGAGCAGCACAUGGUGUUUGCGGAAUAGUUUAUCUUCUUCUCAAAGUAGCACAUCAUGAAUCAUUUGCUCAUCUUCGACCAUAUAUUGAUUCACACUUAUUACCAACUGUUGAAUUUCUUCAAUCAAAAUGUUUAUCAAGUGGCAAUUAUAUGUCAUCUAGUGAUAGUGCAUCAGAUAAACUUGUACAAUGGUGUCAUGGUGCACCUGGUUUUAUUUAUUUAUUUAAUCAAGCAUAUGAAAUGACUGGUAAUGGCUCAUAUAUGCAACGAGCUUCAGCGGCUGGUGAUGUUGUUUGGGCACGUGGACUAUUAACAAAAGGUUAUGGUCUUUGUCAUGGUGCAGCAGGUAAUGGUUAUGCAUUUCUUGAUCUAUAUCGUGUAACACAUGAUCCAAAAUGGCUUCAUCGAGCAAUAAAAUUUGCUGAAUUUUGUUUGGAUUAUGGAAAACAUAAUUUAGCAAGAACACCAGAUCAUCCAUUUUCACUUUUUGAAGGUUUGGCUGGCACGAUUUAUUAUAUGGCUGAUGUACUUACUCCAACGCGUGCUCGAUUUCCAGCAUUUGAAUAA
Rotaria sp. Silwood2 is the source of this 1209-nucleotide messenger RNA. The record is from the annotation of a GenBank genome assembly. NCBI's taxonomy places the organism in Eukaryota, Metazoa, Rotifera, Eurotatoria, Philodinida, Philodinidae.